UUGUCUUUACUCUUUAAAGUCAUUGUGUUAACGCGCCUGCGCUGAGGAGAGAAUCAUAUGUGAUUCGCCAUCAAGGAAAUGUGCGUGUUAUUAUGUGUGUAUUGCGAGAAGAACAAAUAUUUUCAAAGAAAACUCUUCGUUGAAAUUCAGCACGUUUAAAAUGCGUUCUGUUGAAGAGUUGGGAACAAAUGUCCCCGCUUUUCUGGCCAAAUUAUGGAAUAUAGUUGAAGAUCCAGAAACUAACGACCUGAUAUGUUGGAGUCCGGCUGGAACAAGUUUCUUCAUUAGAAACCAGGCUCGUUUCUCCAGAGAACUUUUGCCCCUGUAUUAUAAGCACAACAAUAUGGCCAGUUUUGUGAGGCAACUAAAUAUGUAUGGCUUCCACAAAGUUGUGUCAAUUGAAUGCGGUGGGCUUAGAGUAGACAAGGAUGAGAUGGAAUUUGCUCAUCAGUGUUUCCUAAUGGGACAUCCAUAUCUCCUACAGCAUAUCAAAAGAAAGAUACCUACAAGUAAGAUAGAGGAAGGAUGUACUAAUUCAAAACCAGAGUUGAUGAACAAGGUUCUGGCUGAUGUAAAAAUCAUGAAGGGACGGCAAGACACUUUAGAUUCACAACUUAAUGCUAUGAAACGAGAAAAUGAAGUUCUAUGGCGUGAAGUUGCCAUCCUCCGACAGAAACACAGGAAGCAACAGCAGAUUGUCAACAAGUUGAUACAGUUUUUGGUAACAAUGGUACAGUCUUCAAGGAAUGGAGGAAUUGGUGUCAAAAGGCAUUACCCUUUAAUGCUGAAUGAUACUUCACAUCGCCCCAGCAAAAUCUCCCAACUUAGUGCAGAGCUUUCUAAUCUGAAUUCUAACCUUAUUACUCACUCUCCAACUGGACCAGUGAUCCAUGAACUAGAUGCACCAGAGCUGCUUGAAGGCUGUGAAGCAAAUCCAGGGGAAAUUCCCACAGCGGAGCCAUUUCUUCCAUCAGAUUUUUGCAGUAUUGUGAUAACUGAUGAUGCUGAGAAGCAAAAUUCUACUGCCUGUUUAAAACCUAAUGAACAACUGCCAGGCAAUUCUGAUUGUGUUACCAUUAUCCCAGACACAGAAGUACUUUUAGAAGUGGCAGAAGAAUGCCCAUUAAGUCCUAGCUUGUUGUUAACUGCUUCACCCAUGGAUGUUAAUUCAGUCAUUGGCAUACCAAAGUUAUCCAAGUUUAAGGGUAGGGCAAGAGUGAACAGUAAUGAGAAUAAGAAGAGAAGGUCAAAAAUAAUUAAUUCAGAUGCCAAAAAAUCUGUUGGUGCUGAUUCAGUAACUCCAGACACAUAUACCAAAGCGUUGUCCACUGCAGCUGAAGGAGGAAUUGAUUUUCUAGAUGUGGUUAUGCCUACAACAGUUGAGAUUCUUGAAAAAGAUACAAAUAAUGAAGCUGAAAUUGAUGUAGAAGUUGGUGAAGAUUUAUUGAAUCCUGAUCGUUUGGCAGCUGCUACAGAUGUAGCAAUAUCUGGCAUCACUAGUGUGGCAGCAGCAGGCGAAGACAAGUCGUACACACCUGUGGAUUCAUUAGUCAGCGCUGUUUCUAGAUCUUCAUUUGAUGAAGUUUUACCAGUAUCAGAUGUCACAAAUAGCAAAUGUGCCAGUACAUAUCUUGUUGACAGUGCUGUGUUAGGCAAUGAUGCCAGUAGCAGUGCAAAGCUCAAUACCAGUGACUUGAUGGGAUUUAAGCAAAAAGCUUCAACUUCCCAUGAUGAGGAUGGAUCACCAUCUAAUAUGGUUCUAGCCUGUACUGGCGUUAAUUCUGAAGAAAAUUGUAUGGACGGGAGUGAACUGGAUUCUCAUGUGGACUGUAUGCAAAAUGAUCUGGACAGCCUGAGGGAACUUCUUAAAGGCGAAGGUUAUAGUUUGGAUGCCAACACUUUGUUGGGGGUAUGUGCUUCUAUACCUGCCUUCGAACAAGACUUCUUGAAGCUGUUUGGUGAGGAUCCAUUCUCUGCAACAUCAUUUGAGAACCUGACUGGAGAUCGUGAUAUGCAAGUCACUAGUGGUACCUGAGUGCAGUGAGGCUACAACUUACCUGUGGUAAACUUGUAUAUAAGACACUAUUGCAUAGAUCUAGACAUUGCCAUAUAUGCCUUUUGUAAAUGUCACUGUUAACAGUAACAAUGUUAUAAUCCAUAUAUGACUAAUAAUUUUUUCUCUUCAAAUUACUGUUUGUUAUGAAUGUAUUCUUCAGAAAACAAAACUUAUUAAUGCUACAUUUAGAGAAACUACUAAAUAUGAAUGUGACAUCUUUAGAAAGUUAUCAGAACUAGUAUUUCUCCAUAUUUGUUAGUAAAUAUGAAAAUAUUGUUACUGCUUGUGUACUUCGUAAUGCAUUUAUUCGUUGUAUUCCUUGUGUUAUUUUGAAUCUCAUUGGUGAAGAGGUAUGUUGAUCUGUUUCUCAUGAUGAAAUGAAUCCUAAUAAAUAAUCUAAAGGCCUUUCAUUGCCCUGACCACACUCAAUUGGCAGAAAGAAUUACACUAUUAUUUUUGGCAGUCAGGAGAAGUCAGAGUACUAAAACAGAAGAUGAUAACCAUGUCAUAGUUAAGGAAGUUAGUUGCUGGCCUGUUACCUUGGAGGACCAUGUUCACACAGGGCAGUCCUUGUGUGGUUUUUGGUGGACAAAGUGGCACUGUAACAGGUUUUUCAGUCAGUAUCAUUCCACUGCUGCUUCAUAUUUACUCAUGUAUAAUCUGUGGGAUGGACAGUGGGCCCCAUAGCAGCAGUAGUACUAUUGAGACUGUCUUGCCUAUUGCAGGAGUAGCACUGAGCUAGAAGAUGUGCUUCACCCAGUAACAAUUUAGUCUCAUGCCGUGAAUUCCAUGUAGAAAGGUCCUGCUGUGUGUUUAACAUCUUUCUUCAUUUUAUUGCUUUUUCUUCUGUGGCUGUUAAAUUUUUUAAAGUAGCAUGCUUCUUAUAAUUUUUUUGAAUGUUCAGUGACAGAUUUUUGUAGCUGUUCUGCUGUCAGUAUUCUGUCUAAUUGUGCACAAAGUGUACACGCACAUUUUUAGAUUUUUUUCAUUUGGUAAUUGUAAUUUUACCAUAUGCCUAUACACAGUACAAGGAUUCUUGAUAUAAUCCAGCAUCCUUGAGUUUGCUUUCACCUAUGUUUACAGUCUGCUUUAUAUGUUAAAAGGUAAUAUAUAGCUGAAUUUUCAUCAUUGUUACUGAGGUCUUCUUAACCAGGAAAUGUGGAAGAAUAUUUAUUUUGAUGUAUGAGUGGGAAUGGUAUUUGAUGUUUGUUAGCCAUAAGGACCCAGAUACAUAUUACCAGCUUCUGCUGUAGGUGUCAUUUCAGAUCUCACAAUAUAACUAAUAUAUGCCAGCAUGAGAACACUCGUGUAAAAUAAGCACUGACGUGAGUUUCCGUACAAUGACGUAUGUUUCCUUAAAAUAUGUUGAUAAAUGAAAAUUAUUUAUUUCACAUUUUAAAUCAGCUUCACAAAGUGUGAUACAGAGGCUAUAUGGAUAAACAUGAAAAUUGUAUCAAUAAAGACAGUUUUGUUAAUACUGGAUAUUUUGUAGUGAAUUUUGUUGUAAGACUACAGUUUAUAUUGUACUGAUAUGGUGAAGAAUAAGAGAACAGAAAAAGUAAAUUCUGAAAGUCUAUGAUAGGCAGAACAUUGAUGAUAACCAGAACAUACCUUUAACAGUCUAACCUUAAUUUUCCUUUUCUUUAAUCAGUUUACCUGAGUGAAGAACAGAAUUUGAAAACAAUGUUGAGAAUAUGUAAUCUGCUGUAUAAGAAGUGCUCUAAUUAGGGACCUGAGAAAUUUUUGUAACAAGGAUGAUUAUAGUUUGUGCUUUUUAUUUAAUAUUGUUGGAUAAAUAAAGCAGAGAGACUGAGAUAUGAAAGACAUUACGGAACCCAGAUAUUUGUAUAACGUGAUGGUAAGAGGUCAUAUUGGAAGGUCAAGGAAAAGAUGUGAGGAUAAAAUUCAUCUAGGGGGAAAAAUACCAGUAGGUUGUGAGGAUGUGAACUGACUGCUGGCUCAGGCCAGUGUCUGGUAAUGGUAUCUUGUAUUAACACUGAUGAACUCUUAGGUUGCAUCCAACAAGGACGUUUUUGACAAGCUGAAUGAUAAGUUGCAUGAAGAGUCAUGUACGUACUGGAGAGACUGGAUUCAGAACUAUGGAUUUUAUUUUGUCAUGUUGAUUCCUCCCAUAUUUCAGUCUAGGCUGAAGGUCAGUAUACAGUUUUAGUGGCCUCAUGUUAAGUGAAAAUAUGAAUAUUUGUAACUGUUGAGGGAGCAUUUGUGAAAAAAUCACAGUCUGCUGUUUUCAUGGAGUUGAUUUGAGGUGAGAUACAACAUUGGGGGAUUAUUGUAAGUAACAUCAGCUAUUACAGUUACUAAUGUUUUUUUCUGUGGCUGAUCUAUAUCCUGCUGUAGUCAUUGAAUAUUUGUGUUUUCAGUAAUUGGCCUUGUCUUAUUUCCAUGUUUUUUUUUGUAUACAUUGGUAAGUUAUAAAAUAUACUUAAUUUAAAUAUCAUUGAUUACUGUGAAAUAACUAAAUCCAUGUGAUUUUGCAAGUGGUAUACAUUUUCUGUGAAUUUCAUUUUUUCAUGUGCAACAGGUAAUGGAUCUUCAUUUAAAUUAAUUAAUGCAUAAUUGAAAUACAACAGUUUGAUCUUAUGUUCAUUUAUUGUUAUACUAAUUCUAAUAAAUGUGUAGAGACUGAAGCUGACCUCCAGAAUGGAAAAUUACAAACGAAUGCAAUAAAUUUCUUAGUCCAAUGAAAUACAGUAUGGUUACUGGGUUUAACCUCACCAGUGAAUUGCUGAUGGUUAAGACUGCUUGUCCUUUGAAUUUGAAUUCAGACUGGGAAUUUUCUUUGUGCAUCGUGUUUCAUUGUACAUAUGUGUAUGAGUUAUGUUGUAAAUCUUAGUUUACUGUUAUUUAUUUUCUGUAUGUCAUUUUCUCCUAAAGAACAGUUAAUUUUUUGAAUAAAGCAAUUGACCACUC
Messenger RNA from Zootermopsis nevadensis, 4987 nucleotides. Lineage: Eukaryota; Metazoa; Arthropoda; Insecta; Blattodea; Termopsidae. The record is from RefSeq and is a predicted model, not a curated record.